This is a messenger RNA of Talaromyces stipitatus ATCC 10500, 3405 nucleotides long. RefSeq names its product C6 transcription factor, putative. The record is from RefSeq and is a predicted model, not a curated record. Bases 1 to 3405 code for a protein of 1134 amino acids. The transcript is spliced from 3 exons. Lineage: Eukaryota; Fungi; Ascomycota; Eurotiomycetes; Eurotiales; Trichocomaceae. Gene Ontology annotation, molecular function: DNA binding; zinc ion binding; DNA-binding transcription factor activity, RNA polymerase II-specific. Gene Ontology annotation, biological process: DNA-templated transcription; regulation of DNA-templated transcription; response to xenobiotic stimulus.
AUGGAGCUACUCCGCGCUUCUUUCGCCAUCUGGACGACUUCUGAGACCAAGAUAUCGAAGCUAGAGCCCCAGGACGCGGUCCCUACAGCCAAAGACGAUGUCAAAAAACCCAACGGUGAAGAAAAUAAGACAAAGCCCCAGGACGCGGUCCCAAUUGCCAAAGAUGAUGUCAAAGAACCUGACGGUGAAGGAAAGAAAUCAUCAAGAGCAGACACCAUAGUCACCAAAGUCAAUGUUGAAGAGCCCCACGUCGAAGACGAAGAAAGUGUAGGAACGGCCAGCACGGUCAAAGGUGAUUCACCUUCCUUUUCUUUCGAGGCUUCUCCGUCAAAGGAGAAUCGCAAAAAAAAACUUCCGCUCUCUAUGGCGAACCUCAUUAGGAUUACAGAGAGUGAACAGCAGCAGUUGCUCUCAGACGUCAGAAAUUCCUUCAGGCUUUCGAAUCAGGAAAUGAGAGAAAUCAUACUUGUCAAGAACGUGAAAGAUUGGCUCAGGAAAGCAAACCCUGAUGGACGUCAAGAGGAUACUGCUUCCGAAAGUUUCCGCAGCGGCGAUGGGGAGAUCCAGGGGGGUACGGAGAUCUCCGUGGAAGAGAUCGUACAGCAACAAACUGACGCGGCAAGCUCAAACCCGUAUAUCAUGGAACGGAAUUUGCGUGUCGAUGCGGCCAAAGAAAGGAUCAGUAUUCUGCAAUGCCGAAACGGUAUUGAACCGGGCGUAUGUAUGUUUCUUCGCCAUGCCAUGCAUACCGAUGCCGAGGACAUCGCAGCUGUUUUUAACUCCUAUGUGAACUGUUCCGCACAUACUCUGGAGUCCACGAUGAUAAACGCCGGCGACGUAAUCCAGAGAAUAAAUGAGUCCAGAUAUAAGGAGCUUCCAUUCAUCGUCGCUAUCAAAAAGCACGAGGAUAGGCUCGAUAUUCAUCGCUCCUGGGGGCGUGUUUUGGGAUACGUCCGCUUGACAGAUUUCCAAGGAGGUCUGCCUGCAUUCGCAGGCACUGCUCAAUUGGAGAUUACGGUAGCCCACGACAGCAAAGGGGUGAAAGUCGGGAGCUGCCUCCUCGACGCAAUGAUGACAAUGGCCGACCCCCAGUACAUUCCCAGAGGAGGAUACGCAUUUGUGAGCAACAUCCCAAACGAGACGAUGAUCCACUGCGCCUCGUGGAGCUGCCGCCCGUUGACUCGUAUCGUGUUGAUGAUGAGUUACUUGAUGUUCGAGCAAGGGGAAAACAGUGUGAUUGAAAAUUGGCUCACCCGAAGGUACAAUUUUCAACGAAGGGGAUUUCUGCCAGCAAUUGCGAUCAAAAUGGGCCAGGAGGCCGGGAUCACCAUUCUCAUCUGCGACAUCGCUAGACCCUCAUUACCAUAUGCUGGUGUACAUGAACGAAACCGCAUUAAUCCCCAGUCUGCUGCAUGGAGAAUGACAAGCGGUGACUCAUCGACACCACCCUCUGCUCUGUCUGGCCAUAUGCGCCAGCGGUCACGAUACGCAUGUGGCCCCUGUCGACACCGUAAGAGGAAAUGCGAUGGAAAAUUCCCCUGUUCAACAUGCACUGGAUAUGGGUAUGAGUGCAAUUACAGUAGAGCUGGCGGUGUCCAACCAGAAACCAACACCACGAAUAUCAGCGGAUCUGCCGUUCAGACAUCAUCACAGACUGGCCCUGUUUCUGCCAAAAGGAGAUCAUCAGCUACUGGAUUAGAUGAAGAUGAAGCAUCCGUCUCAUCGGCUACGCGCCGUAAAUCGAAACCGGCAUUGGGCUCUCGCGGCUUCGGAGAUGAGAUUGCAAGCCUCAACAAGGACCGUAAACCACCAGCACCAAACACAAAUGGCCUGAUGUUACCCUCUAAAUGCAGAUACAUCGGCCAACACUCAUCAGUCGCAUUUCCACAAUGGUUGGGAAAAAGUCUACAGUCUAGGAGCCCGCCUAGAGUGCAUUCAUUCGGAUACAACACCGGAAUCAGAAACGAGCUUCCAUAUUCCGUCUCUACCCACAUUCAAGAGUUGAUCACCUGGACUGAAGCCCAUGAUUCGCUUGACGUAUAUGCGACUGUGAUUGACCCGGUCUUUGGAUUUGUGGAUAUGGAAGAUCUGCGUCGCAAAAGUCAUGAUCAUUGGAACGGUAAGGAUCAAGGAUCCUACUUUGAAGCUCUGAUCAGCGGUGUGAUUGGCCUUGCCUCUCUAUUUUCGAAAGUUCUAUGUGAAGGUAGAGAGUUGAAGGUGAUUCGACAUGCAAAGGAUAUCCUAGAUGAUCCUUUUACAGCCAGAUACCCGCGCCUUGCAACUAUUCAGGCUUGGGUUCUGCGGGUUAUCUAUAUCCGUUCAACGAGUCGACCCGGAACAGCAUGGCUGUAUAGUUGUAUUAUGAUGCAUUUGUGUGAGGCUAUUGGAGUGUAUAGAGAGCGUGAAGCCGAUGAAGUGACUGACGAGAAUUACUCCCUGGCUGGAUUCAGGGAUAUCUGCGCACGAGUCAUGAUGGUGGCACGCUGUCUCCAUAUCAUCAUAUCCUAUGAACACGGCCGGUCGACAGUUGACGUCGGCCCUGUCCUCGAACAUAACAUCGUCAAGCGCGGUACAGAAGAUUUGACGCUUCAAUUGCAUGCUCUAGUCAACAAUAUACCAGCAGACAAUACCAGGCAAGACCACCCCACACGACGACAAGAACUUUCCAUCGCCCUUACCACUUUGAUCUCUAUCCCUAUAUCACACGAAUUCUUCAACCUCAUCAAAGCCGACUUAUGUUUCUGCAUAUACCGACGUCUCCGCCUCCUCGACCUAGGCAUAAAACAGGAACAACUUACCCAAAUCAUCCAAGCCGGGAAAACAGCAUUACCGGCAUCCCGAAUUCUGAUUCUGAGAAAUCAUCCAUGGUGGAAUACCCUGGGGACUGUGUUUCAGUUUAUUUGUGUCCUGUUGGCGAUUGAUAGUAGUGAAAGUUUGGCCACGAUACCCGAGGCGAUGGAGACACUGACGACGAUUGCGAAGCACUUGAAGACUCAUCUUGCCGAUGAGGCGUUGGGGACAGCGAGGCUACUUGUACGAUCUAUGACGGAUAAGAAGAGAAGAGAAGCAGCCAUUUUGGACAAAACUACAAACCCGGACUCAUACUCUGCUCAUUCUACUACUACGAACGGACCCGAUGCGGAAGCACGACCAUCAGCAUCGGUGAAUAACAAGCAUAGCAAUCCUAAUAUUAACGGCAAUGCUGCAUCCACAGCAGAAGCAAACGAGACGAAUAUGGUGUAUCCUACAACUGCCGUACAGGAAGGAGUAGAAGACUCCAUACCACAACAAGAACUAAACGGACUACUGGAUUUCAUGGACCCUUUAUGGAAUUGGGAUGAAUUUUUUGAGCCUCCCCUCGCAACCAUGCAGGGGGCGCCAUUCAUGGAGUGGAAUUUUCUUUGA